AUGCAGGAAGCGUGUUAUACCUGCCGCCGACGCCAUGUCCAAUGCGAUCGGUCCGGAAACCCGUGUCGGAAAUGUGAAACCGCGGGGCUGAAAUGCCUCGACAAGAGGCCCAUCCGAUGGGUACAGGGCGUCGCUAUCCGAGGAGCUAUGAGAGGCCGAUCUCAUCAGAACGACCUGGUCUCUGCAAACCCCGUUGCUACCCUCGACUUCCGCCAAGGGACAUCGGGCAAACCUCUAGAACCGUUGGAGCAGAGCGCCUCGAACGAGCUGGUCCCCACAAUUCCGCCAUCAAGCAUACCGGUCUCGCUAAAAGAUAAGCCGCUCACCAAAUUGGAUCCGUCUGCUCAAUACUACCUGGACUAUUACAAUGACCGGAUAUGCCAGCUCUUCAUCGUAUAUGACAGCGUAAACAACCCGUUUCGAAGUCUUAUACCACUUGCUUUGAACGACUCGGUCCUUCUUGAUGCUGUUCUAGCUCUAGCUGCUCGUCAUCGGGCGAACUUUGAGCAGCCGUUCUCUACGACCAGCAACAAUGCUCUUACCAUAUCUCCGGCGGCUGAUCGUGAGGCGCUUCGCUUCAAGUAUCGUGCCAUUCAGGGACUGUCAACAUCCCUUGGUGCUGGAAACUCGUACCGGGAUACAACCGUGGCUAGCGUGUUCCUUUUAGUGUUUCUUGAUCUGCUCGAGUCUGGGUGUGAUCGCUGGAACUACCAUCUGGAAGGGGCGAAGACUUUAAUGGCCUUGACCCCGAACCAGGACCCCGGCCGCACUGUCGAGCGGAUACGAAGAUUUAUCAUCAAACAACUCCACCUGAUUGAGGCGCUUGGAGCGACCUUCGUCCGGCCAGACCUACUCUCGAAAUCAUCCUCUGUUGAAGAGUCCUACACCCUGUUGGAAGAUGUCGUGGAGGAGUCAUUUCUCGGAUGCCCGGAGUUCAUCCUCACAGCCGUGCAGCUCUUCUCUUUGCAACGUGAUAUUAUCGCGCGGAAUGAUGCCUCUAAUCGCUCUCCGACUGAAGACAUCACCUCCGUCCUCGAUGCCGUGCGAGACUUCGACUGCCGCACCUGGGCUUCGACACUGCCACGAGAAUCAGUCAAACACGAUAUCAAUGAUUUGACAAGACUGGCAAAGGCGUACCAACUCGGUGGGAUACUUUACGGCCAACGGGUGAUCGACGCCGCUCAAAAAAGUCAAACUAGUCAAAUGAGCGCGACAUCUGAGCUCAUCCAAGUCAUCAAUUUAUUACAGCACACCAACCUCCUCAAGUGCACCCUCUGGCCGAUCACAGUGGGAGGCUUGGAGUGCCAAGCACAGCCGGAGCGAGACAUGCUGAUACAAGCUCUGGAGAAGUUUUGGCAGGACACCAAGUGCUUGAACGUCACGAACGCCGCCAACAUCCUGCAAGACUACUGGAGGAAAAUCGACAGCGGCCCGAACGUGGCGAACGAUUGGAUCUUCGAGAUGGGCCGGUCGAGCCAUGACUGGCUGCUUAUAUAG
Molecule: messenger RNA, 1497 nt
Organism: Aspergillus mulundensis
Lineage: Eukaryota; Fungi; Ascomycota; Eurotiomycetes; Eurotiales; Aspergillaceae
Product: Zn(II)2Cys6 transcription factor
Exons: 3
Coding region: 1-1497 (498 amino acids)
Biological process (GO): positive regulation of transcription by RNA polymerase II
Cellular component (GO): nucleus
Molecular function (GO): DNA-binding transcription factor activity, RNA polymerase II-specific; transcription cis-regulatory region binding; zinc ion binding
Source: RefSeq, a predicted model, not a curated record